AUGGGGAUGACGAGCCAUGAUUGUCAUGUUGUUAUGCAGCGCCUACUUCCAUUUGCCUUUGAAGGUCUUCUACCAAACAACGUCUACAAAGCAGUUGCAGAAGAUAGCAAACUCCUUUGCGAACUUGAGAAGAUAUUUCCACCGUCCUUCUUCGAUGUGAUGGAACAUCUUCCGGUUCAUCUUCCAAGAGAAGCAGAGCUUGGAGGACCAGUUCCGUACCGCUGGAUGUAUCCUUUUGAGCGGUUUAUGUUCCAUCUGAAGAAGAAGGUGAAAAAUCUAAGUAGAGUCGAAGGUUCUAUUGUCGCCCAAAGCCUUAAUGAAGAAACCUCGCACUUUGCUAGCAACUACUUUCCAUCAAACGUCCGAACCAAGAGUCGACGACCAUCACGACAUGAUGAUGGGGGCCAAAGACCUAUUUAUCAAGCAUGGGUUCCUGAUAUAUUUUCUCAAAUCGGACGGUUGAGUGGAAAAGCAAAAAACGAAUGCUAUCAACCGAGGAGGAAGAUCAUUUGCAUAAAAAAUGAGUUUGAAGUCCUCAAGACGAAGGAGUUUGUGAAUUGGAUGAAAUGUUAUAUCAAAACAAGUCGUUCUACCGGAGAAAUAAUUCCCACAUGGUUAGAAGAGUUGGUGUACGGCCCUAAAUCGGAAGUCACAUGCUAUCCGAGAUAUUGCACUCGAGGUUUUGCUUUUCAAAUAUUUCGUGAAAGAAGUACGAGAUCAACUUCUGAUUUUGGUAUCUCGUCUCGGUCUGGAGAUAUUAUAUACUACGGUGUUCUACGCGAGAUAUUGGAAGUCCAGUUUCCGGGAUUGCUCAAUUUAAGGUGCAUUGUUUUCAACUGUGAUUGGUAUGAUCCAGUUAACGGCCUUCGGCAUGACGAGUUUGGUGUUACAUCCGUACAUUGCCGUAAGAGACUUCGGAAAUAUGAUCCAUUUAUUCUUGCUUUACAAGCAGACCAAGUAUGCUACAUCCCAUACCCACGAGUUAAGAGGAAGCAAGACCCAUGGAUCACAGUUACUUCAGUAAACCCAAGAGGAAAAGUAUUUGGUGAUGUUGAUCACGAUCCUUUGCAACAAAACACACUUGGUUAUGUAGGAACGAUUGAGCCUUCUCUUGAAGUAAACCUUGUGGUUGACUUCACCAUGGAAAAUGGGUAUGAGCUAUUUGAGGAUUCCGAGGAAGAAAUUGAUGAGUUUGACGAGAAUAACAAUUCAGCACCUUCAGACUAUUCAUCAGAUUCAGAAUAA
This is a messenger RNA of Microthlaspi erraticum, 1245 nucleotides long. Lineage: Eukaryota; Viridiplantae; Streptophyta; Magnoliopsida; Brassicales; Brassicaceae. The record is from the annotation of a GenBank genome assembly.